Messenger RNA from Meriones unguiculatus (Mongolian gerbil), 2209 nucleotides. RefSeq names its product MFSD2 lysolipid transporter A, lysophospholipid (gene Mfsd2a). The record is from RefSeq and is a predicted model, not a curated record. The coding region runs from base 156 to 1814 and encodes 552 amino acids. Lineage: Eukaryota; Metazoa; Chordata; Mammalia; Rodentia; Muridae. Gene Ontology annotation, biological process: carbohydrate transport. The transcript has 14 exons. Gene Ontology annotation, cellular component: membrane. Gene Ontology annotation, molecular function: lysophospholipid:sodium symporter activity.
GAGUUUUCUUCGCCGGCGCUCCUGGUUUGCUAAGUGCCGGCUAACGUAGCAGUGGCUGCGCCCAGCGCCCAGGACGGGAGCCCCAGGCGAGUGCCGGCCGGCAGAACACAGGAGAAUCCCGGCGUCCCGGUCCCGGACGGCGUGGCCCGCGGGUCAUGGCCAAAGGAGAGGGCGCCGAGAGCGGAUCCGCGGCGGGGCUGCUCCCCACCGGCAUCCUCCAAGCCAGCGAACGGCCGGCCCAGGUGAAGAAGGAGCCAAAGAAGAAGCAGCAAUUGUCCAUUUGCAACAAGCUUUGUUACGCGGUUGGAGGGGCCCCCUACCAGCUGACUGGCUGUGCCCUGGGGUUCUUCCUGCAGAUCUACCUGUUGGAUGUGGCUAAGGUGGACCCACUCCCUGCUUCCAUUAUCCUUUUCGUGGGCCGAGCCUGGGAUGCCUUCACUGACCCCCUGGUGGGCUUCUGCAUCAGCAAGUCCUCCUGGACCCGUCUGGGCCGCCUCAUGCCCUGGAUCAUCUUCUCCACUCCUCUGGCCAUCAUUGCCUACUUCCUCAUCUGGUUUGUGCCUGACUUCCCUCCAGGGAUGGAAAGGUCGCAUGGGUUCCUUUGGUACCUGCUUUUCUACUGUCUCUUUGAGACACUGGUCACGUGUUUCCACGUUCCCUACUCCGCACUCACCAUGUUCAUCAGCACAGAGCAGAGUGAGCGGGACUCGGCCACUGCCUAUAGGAUGACUGUGGAGGUGCUGGGCACAGUGAUAGGCACAGCGAUCCAAGGACAAAUUGUGGGCCAAGCCAAUGCGCCUUGUCUCCAGGAGCAGAAUGGCUCUGCAGUGACCUCAGAAGUUGUCAACCGUACCCAGAGUGCCUCCUCCCUCAAAGAAACGCAAAAUGCAUACCUGCUGGCAGCAGGGAUCAUCGCCUCCAUCUACGUCAUCUGCGCCAUCAUUCUGAUUCUAGGAGUGCGGGAGCAGAGAGAACCCUACGAGGCCCAGCAGGCCGAGUCGAUGCCCUUUUUUCAGGGCCUCCGGCUGGUCAUGAGUCAUGGCCCCUAUGUCAAGCUCAUUGCAGGCUUCCUCUUCACCUCCCUGGCUUUCAUGCUGGUGGAGGGCAACUUCGCCUUGUUCUGCACCUAUACUUUGGGGUUUCGGAAUGAGUUCCAGAACCUCCUCCUGGCCAUCAUGCUCUCGGCCACCUUCACCAUCCCCAUCUGGCAGUGGUUCCUAACUCGCUUUGGCAAGAAGACAGCUGUCUAUGUCGGGAUCUCAUCAGCAGUUCCUUUUCUCAUCUUGGUGGCCCUCAUGAAGAGUAAUCUAAUCGUCACUUACGUGGUGGCCAUAGCGGCUGGUGUCAGUGUAGCGGCUGCCUUCUUACUACCCUGGUCCAUGCUGCCUGACGUCAUCGAUGACUUCCACCUGAAACACCCUCACUCCCCCGGCACCGAGCCCAUCUUCUUUUCCUUCUAUGUCUUCUUCACCAAGUUUGCCUCUGGAGUUUCACUGGGUGUGUCCACCCUCAGUCUUGACUUUGCUGAGUACCAGACGCAGGGAUGCUCCCAGCCAGAACAGGUCAAGUUUACACUGAAGAUGCUGGUGACCAUGGCUCCGAUCAUCCUCAUCCUGCUGGGCCUGCUGCUCUUCAAGCUGUACCCCAUUGAUGAGGAGAGGCGGCGACAGAACAAGAAGGCUCUGCAGGCGCUACGCGUGGUCUCACUUAGCUCAGGCCGAUGUCAACCUGGUUGUUUGAUGCCGACACAACUGACUUGGCUCUGCCUCCUAAGUGCUGGGAUGACAGCCACCCCCGCGGCGAGAUUCUGGUGAAUCCUCUCCUGCCGAUGAAGACAAUCGAAGUUUAGCCAGGAAACGUGGAUCAGGCUUUGAGCCCUGCCCUGUGUUCUAGCUGCAAUCUGUAUUCUUGGUGCCCUCCUGGCACACAGGCUCUCUGAUGUGGCCAGAUGAUAGGGCAGGGUGGAGUGACCCACGCCGCCACGUCAGCCAGUCAGGGCCAAUGGCCCUCUGAGGUUGGCUUGCGGUGUCCCUCGUUCAGCAGGAACAGCAACCAGCAGUUUCUGGGCCAACAGUGGGAGUGAGCAAACUGUCUUGUGGUUUUAGACAAGGCUGACAGCUGGCUUGGACUCUGGGGCCAUGGCUCCGAAGGCAGGUGGCAACAGGGGAGAGUAAAGACGCUUCUUCCUCCAACCUGUCUCCUCUUACUC